AUGUCUAGGAAAGACCACUGUUAUCAGGGAGAAUUAGGAAGAUUGCAUUCUUGCUGCGGAUGGAAUGAGUACCAUCUAGCAAGCUCAUGGGAAAAUGGCGUAAUUGUACGUCAUGAGCUUGCUCGACUAAAUCCUGAAGUCCCAAAUCAUGGCCGUUUUGCAAGAAAGGUUGAAGAGGUUGAUGCUUCUUUGUCGUCCCUUGCUGAGAUGGAUUUCUCGUGCCUCUUUCCCUUGGGGGAGCCGGAAUAUGACGGCUUCUGUAAAUUUUGUCGCAGGCCGAAUCCGGGAGGUUCUUCCUCAGACUCCGAGUGCUCAUUUGGGUUUUGA
This is a messenger RNA of Lactuca saligna, 327 nucleotides long. The record is from the annotation of a GenBank genome assembly. NCBI's taxonomy places the organism in Eukaryota, Viridiplantae, Streptophyta, Magnoliopsida, Asterales, Asteraceae.